Amoebophrya sp. A25 is the source of this 1452-nucleotide messenger RNA. Lineage: Eukaryota; Dinophyceae; Syndiniales; Amoebophryaceae. The record is from the annotation of a GenBank genome assembly.
CUUUGACUUAUUCGCAUGCACAUUGUAGCCUCUUUAGUUUUUGCUUUACUUUCAUUUUUGUAAAAAUUUUCUUCCAAGAAGACAUAUUCAUGUAUCAAGUAGUGCUGUCUUCGUAGACGACGUGCUACUUAUGUGAGCUGAAGCUUGUAGUACAAGCUGACGCUCCUACUUAAUUUUCCUGAUGUGACUUUCUUUCGUUGCCGUGUUUUCUAACGUGUAGCGUGAUUAGCUUGCUUUCUCUUUCGGAGUUUGCGUUUGCUUCUGAAGCUCACUAGUAAGUUGCUGCAGUUCCUUUUCUUUCGUCAGAACUCUACACUUACUUGUUAGAUACGAUACCCGCUGCAAGCGCAGCAAGUACGAUGCUCCCUAGGAGAGUACUCGGCACUUAGUCACAUCCAAUUGAUUAAGAACGCUCCACUCAUACGCUAUGCCGACCGUUUGAGCGUGUGAGUGUGAUGUUCUUUCGCUUGCUGAUGUGCUUGUCUAAGCUUUUGGGCGUGAGUCUUUCGACUUGAGUAGGACUAGAGAUUCAGAUAUUAACUUUCUUGCAUCUUUGAGAGCUGGUUGGUUGAGCUUCCUACUCAUAGGCUUACUUAGCUAGUCGCUAUGGCCCUUGCUUUGCAUACUGCUUGAAUGUCAUGGAUGAAGUUGAGGCUGUACUGGGGGGAACAUAAGUACAACUAUAAUGCAUUCUUGUUCGGGUGGGUGCAUCGGCUUGCGACGCCAGUAUGUAAGUAGUUCUCGGCUGCCAAGCAACUGCGCGAGUAGUAGUAAGUGCUGGUCGUUUAAGUAGUCUUGCUUGUGAGGGACGUUUUUUUUACAGCACGAGUCUAAAGUAAAAGUGCAAGUUAGUCGUGGCAGAAGAUAGUAUGGGGGAUUGGAGUAACACAGCAGACACGACCACGCCGCUUCACUCUUUUUGCUUUACAUAGUCGGCCAUAGUAUCACACAUCCACUUUUAUGCUGUCCAUGUUUUGCAUCUAACGCUAACGACUUUGCCGACAAAGUUUCCAUAUGUGUCUACGGGUGACAUCAUAGAUCGAAUAUGGUGCCAUGCCGUAGACUGAAACUCAUGAGCAAUCUUCUUUUAUCUCACCUGUCACGAUAUUUGGCAUCAUCUUUCUACACAGGCUUGCACAAUAAGAAUACUACACUGAUUUCGCAUUUCUGUACACCAUGACGAUGCUCGUGGCUUUUGGAUGCACAUGAACACAUGAGGACGAGAUGGCAACAAAACCCUCGACGCAUAGCUUGUGCAUAGGUAGUCGGACGAGCGAGAAGAUUGAAGCGUCGGGCUCCACAGAAGCAUCCACAUUCAGCCAUCAAAAACAAGAAGUGAGUGGUGCAGAAGACUGCCAGUAUUCUACUCGAAGUGUUCUAGUGAUCUUUGAUUUCGUCAAUUACAGUCACAGGCUGAAACGAGUCGCAAGUCUAUGCUCUUGUUUCUGCUGA